Drechmeria coniospora is the source of this 924-nucleotide messenger RNA. Its product is annotated as G-patch domain-containing protein. Gene Ontology annotation, cellular component: kinetochore. Gene Ontology annotation, molecular function: nucleic acid binding. The record is from RefSeq and is a predicted model, not a curated record. The transcript has a single exon. Bases 1 to 924 code for a protein of 307 amino acids. Lineage: Eukaryota; Fungi; Ascomycota; Sordariomycetes; Hypocreales; Ophiocordycipitaceae.
AUGGGCGCGGCGCGGCCAGGUGUCGACGACGAUGAAGAUGACUAUAUGAAGAUGAUUAUUCAAGAACCCAUCCGCAAGGAGACGUCCAUCCAGCGCGCCGCCCGUCUAAAACGUGAGUCUCGAGCGCGCGGCAUCCAGAAGUCGAAAGCGCAGCUCGAGGAAGAGGCAGUCGAGGCACGGGAAAAGGCGCUCGCAACCUCGCUCCUAGAGGACCCCCGUUCGCAGAAGAGCAAAGGACUGGCCAUGAUGGCCAAGAUGGGAUUCACAGGCGGAGGUCUCGGCAAGGAGGCGGGGAUAACGGAACCAAUAAGCGUCAGCCAGAAGGACGGCCGUGGGGGUAUUGGUCUCGAGGCCCUGAGGAAGCGUCAGCGGGAGGAGUCUUCUUCAGGUCCUCGAUCCGCCAAGACGGCCAAGCUGGAGGACUUCGACCCGGCAAGCUACCGCGAGAGAAUGAGCAAGGAGCGGCAAGACGAUCGCUUGGAGAAGCAGGUCGUGGCCGCUCAGCGGCUCGCCGAGCGACUCGACGAACCCCAGGCAGUCGAGGACAAGAGGAAGGCGAGGCGGCUCCUCAAGUCAUACCCCGUCCUCUACCGGGGCUCUAUCAUCCAGCGAUUGCAAAGGGAGCGGACGCAGAAACAAGCUGCCGAGCUUGCGCGUCUGCCCAUCUUCGAUGCCGGCGGCGAGGAAGACGCCGACGACCGCAUCGCCCUCGGGACACAGACAACGGAGUAUGAGGAAGCCGACGACCUGGACGAGGACGAUGAGGAACUGGACGAGUUCAACGCGUCGCCAGUGGAGGGCCGAUUGUCGACAGUUCUGGAGUACCUGCGGGAGAAGCACAACUACUGCUUCUGGUGCAAGAUGCAGUAUCCAGAAAAGGAAAUGGACGGCUGUCCAGGCCUUACGGAGGAUGAUCAUGAUUGA